AUGCACUUUUUACAGCCGAUCCCCGAGUCAUCCUCUGACCUUGAGGAAGGAGUGGACCUCCCCCAUGCUCAUAAUCCAUGGAGCUGCAACCGGGGCCAAAAUAUACUUGUUCUUAAUGCCGGUUUCCUUGGGCUACAAGGGGUCUUCACAGUUCUAUUUGGAAGUGCGACGGCUUAUUUAAAAUCUCUUGGUUUGGGUGGGUGGCUCAUCUCACUAUCCUGGCUCGCUGGUCCCAUUGCUGGAGCCUUGUUUCAGCCAUAUGUCGGAGUAUGGAGUGACAAUUGUUCUUCAAGCUUGGGAAAGAGACGUCCAUUCAUCAUCGCCGGUACUGUCCUUAUUAUCCUCUCUCUGAUCGGCACAGCGAGGGCGAAACAAAUUGUGACCCUCUUUUCAUUGAGCUCAGGGUCAACCUCCGAGUCCCAUAUUGGAUUGGUCAUUUUCGUGGAGAUUUGCAUCUGGAUACUGAACUUUGCUAUCCAACCCGUUCAACUUGGUCUGAGGUCACUGAUAGUGGACUUGGUACCCCAGGAGCAGCAGCAUGAGGCAAAUGCAUGGGCUGCAAGGUUCACCCUGGGAGGUAACAUUCUGGGUUAUUGUCUCGGUUCAGUCGAUCUUCCUCGCCAUUUACCCUUCCUUGGUCGUACACAAUUCCAAGCCUUGAGCAGCUUGGUGUCUAUAAAUUUGCUGCUUUGCACCUCGAUCACUUGCUACUUCAUCAAAGAGCAGAAAUCUGGUGUUCAUGACAGCUCUUAUCACCCCACAACUGCGAGGAGUGGCAUUCGUGAUCUAUGGAAAACACUACGAACGCUCCCAAGUUCUACACGUACAGUGUGCUUUGCACAAUUCUUCUCCUGGUUAGGAUGGUUCCCCUUCUUGUUUUAUGCGUCUAGCUAUGUCGGAGCUCUGAAAAGACAAGACCUCUCAAUCGGUUCACAAGGGGUAAGUCCGCGAUGGGAGGAAUCAGCUCGUGCUGGAUCAUUAGCUAUGUCUGUCUUCGCACUCUCGUCUUUCGUCAUGGGCUUAGUACUUCCUCAAGUCGUGGAACUGAGCUCUCGCUUUGAAAGCUCUCUGUCUUUGAAGUCAUCCUGGCGCUGGAAUCCAGAGCUGUUUACCCUCCGUCGUAUUUGGCUCGCAGGGCAAGUCAUAUUCGCCGGAAGCAUGCUUCUGACAUUCUUCAAGAGGAUAUCUGUGGCCUAUAUAAUUGUAGGCGCAAUAGGAUUCUCAUGGGCGACAAGCGCGUGGAUUCCCUAUGCGAUAAUUGGGACGGAUAUACAGCGUCAGAUCCAGCAGGCUGAAUGUACAGAGAUGAACGAUGAAGGAGCGGGAGUGGUCGCCAAAGUUAUGGGGAUACACAAUAUAUCUAUCGCUUCUCCUCAGAUCAUAUCUGCUCUGGCCUGUAGCCUAUUCUUCUGGCUGAUGGGGAACGACCAUGCUGGUGAGGUUGAUGCUACUACAUAUGCUUUGCUGUUGAGUAUCGCUGGGUCGGCGGCUAUUGCAUCUGCAUGGGUGAUUAGAGACUUGCCCGAAGAGUCUUAUCACCAAAUGUAG
Molecule: messenger RNA, 1548 nt
Organism: Aspergillus alliaceus
Lineage: Eukaryota; Fungi; Ascomycota; Eurotiomycetes; Eurotiales; Aspergillaceae
Product: major facilitator superfamily domain-containing protein
Exons: 2
Coding region: 1-1548 (515 amino acids)
Cellular component (GO): membrane
Molecular function (GO): sucrose:proton symporter activity
Source: RefSeq, a predicted model, not a curated record